GCUCGGCGGGUGGUACCCAAUCUCCCGCCUCUCCCAUCAGGCCCGCUCUCAAUCUUGCAGGAGCGCUGAUGCGUACCCCAGAAGUUGUGUUGAAUGUCUCUGACCGGCUUUCGUGAGUGUUACAUGAGCUACAGUGGAGAGAGAGAGAGAGAGAGAGAGAGAGAGAGAGAGAGAGAGAGAGAGAGGUAGGUUAUCGAAGAUUGGUUAUUCGGAACAGGAUCGGCAUCAGUUGAACCAGGGGAGGCGAUGAAUGUGUCGACGCACAGGAUGAGAAGAGGGAGUGAGGGUGAUGGGGAGACGGAGUGACGGUGAUCAGGAGAGGGAGGGAGGAUGAUCAGGAGAGGGAGGGAGGGUGAUCAGGAGAGGGAGGGAUGGGGAUGAGGGAGAGAGGUGACGGUGACAAGAGGCGAGAACGGAAGUCGACGGAUCACAGGGAGUGCUCCAAUGCGUGAGGACUCGAGUGGAGGCGAGGAGGACGGGGAGGAGGACGGGGAGGAGGACGGAGGAGAACAACCAGUGGACUGACCGACAAGGACUGCCGAGAAUCCCUCGGUGUAGGUCGCAAUUCUUCCCAGCAGUCAAUUCCGAGCAAUUGUUUUUGCAAUUCUACCCAGCAGUCCCAGCUGCUGUUCGGCGGUCUCAAGGGAGAUUGGCAUACACAAAGAAAUAACAGGGGGUGCGUGGUGCUCCUCCGCGGCGAUUCAGGGUCAUCACCCGUCUCUCCGUGCGCCCCGAUGAAUACGUCAGCGAUUCCGUACUUGUCUUAUCCUUCGUGGUGUGCUGCUUGAUUUUCUUCCGUGCCGCAAGUCGGCUUGCGAGUGAGAGGGGUGCUAGCUGCGGAGGUGGAGACCGCUCGAGGGUGCGGUACAGGGCCUCUCUGUCUCUCUCUCUCUCUAACCCACGAGCCUGCACGUAUGCUCCACGUGUUUUCAUCUGGCGGCGCCAUCGCGGUGUACACCGUCCGUUCACUCACGUUCUUCCUCGCCGACUCGCGUGCAUGUUCCCCCUCUUCCGCUCUGACCUGUCCUUGGUCCUCUUUACCGUAUUUCCCGCCUUUCACACCACCAAGCUUGGCAGCUUCACUCUUUCUUUCAAUCAUCUGGUCCCAUGUUGUCGGUCCACUCAGGGGCGUGUAAGAUCUCCUUCCAAACUGCGCUAGCGCGCUGCCCUAGAUUUGCAGCUCUCCGGCAUGCUCGGGGCUUAGUGGAGGUGGAGGUUGCAGGUAUUAUGUCCAUUGCCACCUUGGUUAUUCCUUCAUCCCAGUCCCAAUACCUCGGGUACUGAUUAUCCUUAUCAUUUGCUACCCACGGGGCGGAGCGGAGAGCGAGGGCGGGACGGCAAGGUGGGGAAAGAGGGGAGGAGAGAAGAGGAACGGUUGAGUCUGGGGCCCCGCUCAUCAACGGAGGGAGGGGAUUCGGAUCGAGAGCAUCACCCUGGAACGCGGUGCUUCGCCUGCCACGUGGUCCAUCGGACGGGCGAGCCGUCUGACAUCGUCUAGUGUGGCUAUUAGCGAUGGCGAUGGAGAACAAUGUAGCUGACGUGGCGGAGAGAAUCGCGCAUUUCAGGGAGAUAACCGGUGUGACUGAUCCUGAGCAAUGUUCACAAAUCUUGGAAGCCCACGGUUGGGAUCUGGACCAGGCUGUCAACACUGUUCUUGCAGUGAGUGACGGGGAUGUCUAUGAUAGAAGAGGAGCGGAUGAGACGGAACAGCUUCUGGGAGUUGACGGGCUUGGCGGGAGUAGGAUCAGGGGGAGCGCGCCGCCUGGGCAGGACUUGUUUGUGGACGGCGGCGGGAAUGUCUGGGCGGGUCGGGGGGAAACUGCGAACGGGACAGCGAUCCUUAACGGUUACGCAGGGGGAGGGCUCUAUGAGAGACGUAAUGGCGGCAGAGGAGCCGGGGGUGGUGGGGUUGGCGGGACGUCGGCGGAGGCGGGGCCCGGAGCUGCAACAGGCAGCGGCAGCUUGGCUGCAUCAUCAUCAGCGUCCGCUGCUUCCGGGGGACUGGUUUGGAGGUUACUGACCCUGCCUGGCGCCGUUGUUUGGGGCGGCUUAGGCCUCGUUACGGGGGUAGUAGGUCUGGGUUUUCGAUUUGCGCGCGGCGGUCUUAGUCUAGGGAUGAGCACGUUAGGGAGUUUGGCGGGAAUGAUAGGUGUGGGCAGCGCCGGCGGUUACGAUCGCGUCCCUUCUCAAGACGUGUCUGAAGGUCAGCGAUUCUUGCAGCGUUUUGAAGCCGAGUAUGGUGUUGUCCAUCCCGCCUUCUUGAUACGCACGUUCAUGGAUGCAGUGAGGAUGGCGGCAGCGGAGUUCAAAUUUUUGUUCGUGUACUUGCACUCGUCGGAGCACGUGAGCACACCCGGGUUCUGUAGGGAAGUGCUAUGUGAUCCGAGUGUGGUAGAAUUUCUGAGCGAGAACUUUGUCGUGUGGGGAGGGGACGUGAGGGGAGCAGAGGGGUUUCAAAUGACGCAUAACAUGAAGGCGUCGACUUUCCCAUACAUGGCGGUGGUAUCGGGCUCAAGCGGCGGUGGACUGACGUCUAGAGUGACGAUGAUGUACCAGAGGGAGGGGGAGGUGACCGCGGAGGAGUUGAUGAGGGAUCUCGCCCGGGUCAUCGAAGAAAGAGGCACCAUGCUCGAGGCGGCGAGGGAGCAGGAGGAGCGCAGAGCACACGAUCGGAUGAUCAGAGAGGAACAGGACGCACUUUACAUGGCAUCGCUUCGGGAAGAUCAGGAUCUGAACUCUCGGUUUUAGCUGUCUUUCUCACUAUUCUUCUUGAUGUGUGAGUUUCGUUUGUUUUUUGUUUCCCGUUCUCACUACCUUGUUUCCGGAAGAGAACUUCCUAUUAUUAUGAUUGUAUUUGGCCGGGAUAGAGGCUGUAUACUUUCAUUCAUUCAUAAUGAUGAUAGGGAGUGAUGAUCGGGGGCAAUAAGGCACAGUCUUGAUGUCCCUGGUUUGGUCAUGGUUGUUGUUUACCGAGAGUCGAAGGCAAUAUACGUUGUCCCAGCGCAAACAGCGGUUAGCAGUGGCGUUAUCAUUUGAAUAGAACAAAAAAAAAAGGAGAAC
This is a messenger RNA of Chara braunii, 3060 nucleotides long. The record is from the annotation of a GenBank genome assembly. Lineage: Eukaryota; Viridiplantae; Streptophyta; Charophyceae; Charales; Characeae.